GUCACUGUGUUUUUUCGAUUUUGUUUCACCCACUUAACCACCACUGAUUCUCAUACAAUGACACGCAAGCGACGAGCAAAGGCUGAAACCAAUUAUGCAGCAAUAAAUUGGCAGCCGAAGACAUAUGAUGCGGACGAAUCGGACUUGGAAGAAUCUACUGAGAUUCCCUGUCCGUUACUUUCGACGCAUCCUAACUACCCACUAGAGGAGUUAGAGCUGGACCUCGAAGAGACUCUGCAUACCAUUCGGGAGCAGAGGACUUCGGGGAUAAUGAUGCCAGCAGAUGUCGUGAAAAUCAAAAGAAUUAUUAAUUUAUUUAUGCGUGACAUGGACAUCGUCACAAGCGAUGCCAAUUCUCGCUAUUUACCCCCUAGCGCAACAUGCGAAUUCAGGGAACCGGAGUCGGAACCAGAAGAAAACUAUGAGUUGAUAAUUCCUAGUUCCGAUUCCGAUGAAAAUGAAAUGUCCUUCAGCGAGUCCGAAUCCAAUUCGGAAGACCAACUUCAGGUCGAUAAGGGAACGAAAAGAAGCCCAGCGUCACGCUUUUCUUCUGGAUAUUUUUCUCCCGAUUUCACCAGUAAGUCGAUGCUUCCUUCAUUCGACUAUCCCCGAAACUUACCUGGUAGUGCUUUCCAUUCUUCAAAUUCCCAAUCUUCGAACCCCGAAUCCCUACGAAAGCAAACCCGGACAUUUAAGAUCCGACGGAAAAAGGCCAACAACAAUCUUCAAGCGGAACCCACGGCCAAAGAACUGUGCAUGAAAAUAACUUCGAUUUUGGAACCAACAUUUUCAUUGAAAAAUCCCCGUUCCGGACGCACACCUGGAACCCAUCAAAAGGUAUUUUCUUUCAAUAAAAAGAAAAACAAAUCCAACUAAGAAUUAAACAAUUUUAUUU
Armigeres subalbatus is the source of this 895-nucleotide messenger RNA. RefSeq lists its product as uncharacterized. The transcript has a single exon. NCBI's taxonomy places the organism in Eukaryota, Metazoa, Arthropoda, Insecta, Diptera, Culicidae. The record is from RefSeq and is a predicted model, not a curated record. Bases 58 to 876 code for a protein of 272 amino acids.